This is a messenger RNA of Rhagoletis zephyria (snowberry fruit fly), 543 nucleotides long. RefSeq lists its product as uncharacterized. The record is from RefSeq and is a predicted model, not a curated record. Lineage: Eukaryota; Metazoa; Arthropoda; Insecta; Diptera; Tephritidae.
UACCUUUCUGGCACAACUCCUAUUUCAAACCACUUUUUGAAAAACAUACGCAAGUACAACUCUUGCUUUCAAAUGACUUCGUUUGGAGCAACGAAAAUUAUAUCUGAAGGCGGUUACAUGCCAACAUUCAAAGUUCAAGGCCAAAUAUACCACAAAAUCGGUUCAUUGCUCGCAGUGCCACAACAAGAUGCGAAAUUUCUGCAAAUUUAUUUCACUGGAAAUGAUGCACUGGAAGUAGACAAGCGUUGCGCAAUUAGUUCUGGGAUCCGACGCGAGAUCAUUUCAAGCUUGCAGGCAAUGUUCCAUGAACAAAACAGUUUGAUUCGCUUUUUUAAAACAGCUCUGGAUCAAAUGCCAUCAGAUGACUAUAGUGUUGUUAUUAGAGCAGACAAAGCUCCUGCUGGUGAACAUGAAAGGCGCUUCAAUGCUCCAAUUGUAAUAGUAGCAAUUGUAAUAGUUGGCUCCGAAUUCGAUCGACGUGACAUCAUUAUCCACCGGCGAAAUGCUAAUGUGCAGAGAGUAUCGGAAACACAUCGAUCGUAA